Molecule: messenger RNA, 1000 nt
Organism: Ananas comosus (pineapple)
Lineage: Eukaryota; Viridiplantae; Streptophyta; Magnoliopsida; Poales; Bromeliaceae
Product: short-chain dehydrogenase reductase 3a-like
Exons: 2
Coding region: 49-843 (264 amino acids)
Molecular function (GO): oxidoreductase activity
Source: RefSeq, a predicted model, not a curated record
CAAGAGAGAGAGAGAGAGAGAGAGAGAGAGAGAGAUCCCCCGAGAGAUAUGGCAAAGUUGAGGUUGGAAGGCAAGGUGGCCAUCAUCACCGGCGCGGCCAGCGGAAUAGGCGAGGCUGCGGCGCGGCUCUUCGCUGAGCACGGCGCCCGGGUCGUCAUCACAGACAUCCAGGACGAGCUCGGGGCCGCAGUGGCGGCCUCCAUCGGCGCCGACCGGUGCAAGUACUACCGGUGCGACGUGCGCGACGAGCAGCAGGUGUCCUACCUCGUCGACUUCACUGUCGCCACCUUCGGCCGCCUCGACGUCAUGUACAGCAACGCGGGCAUCAUAUGCCGGGGCAGCCUGCUCCAGAUGAACCUGGAGGACUUUGACAACGUCGUAGCCGUCAACACGCGCGGCUGCGUCGCAGCUGUCAAGCACGCGGGGCGCGCCAUGGCGGCGGCCGGCACGCGGGGAUCGAUCAUCUGUACGGCCAGCGUGGCGGCGACAGUUGGCGGGAUGGGCCUGCACGCGUACACGGUGUCGAAGCACGCCGUGCUCGGCCUGGUCCGGUCGGCGGCCGGGGAGCUCGGGCACCUGGGGAUACGAGUGAACUGUGUGUCGCCCGCGGGGAUGGCGACGCCACUGGCGCUGGGGUUCAGCGGGAGGACAGCGGAGCAGGCGGAGGCGGAAUGGGAGGCAAUGUCGGCGCUCAAGAGGGGUGCGAUGAAGGCCGGGGACGUCUCUGCGGCCGCGCUGUUCCUGGCGUCUGAUGAGGCAGCAUUCGUCAGCGGGCAUAAUCUGGUGGUCGACGGCGCGAUGACGGCGAUUGGACCCAAGCCGCCGGGGUUUGACCUGCAGUGAAUUUAAAUCUUCAGAGUGAUUUGCUAUUCAUGUAUGUCGAAGGAUGCUUUACUUGCUACUCCAACAGUUGAGUGCUUUGAUCUAAAAAUAUAACCUGGCAUGAAUGGAAUAAUUUAACAAAGUGAAAUUAUGCAACAAAGAUGUUUCUAUUUUAACA